CUUCGACUUUACAACUUCAAUAUCCACAACAACAACAACGCCUUUACCGCGAAGUUAAUCAAAGCACAACUACCCCAUUAAUACUUUAAUUUAAUUAUUACUUACUACGUCUCUAAUAAUAUUCACCUUCUAUAAAGUAUACAUCCCUUUCGCUACCUUAAUGCGAAAUCUCGCCUCCUUUCUCAGCUAAACUGCGCAUCUCACCUACUAAUUAAAGAUGUCAGCACAAAAGGAGGUGAAAGCGGUUAAUAUUGGUGCGGCAAAUAAGCGCAUGGUAGGACGUGAUACGUGCACUACUGUGCCUGGAAGAACAUCGGCCGCGGUGGCGGCUAUGUCUGCCUUUGAAUCGGCGCAACCAUCUAACACCUUGGAAUUCAAGCCAUCCGGGAGAAGUUUCAAAAGAGGCUCCCGUCAAAGAAGUCCCCAGCAACGUUCCCGAACCAAUGGGGCUCCAAAGAAGAAGCUUCCAGCCUUUGAGACCCGCGGUACAGACACUAAAUGUAUUGGGGGAACAGUCCAGCCCUUCGAUGCCGCUGCACCCGCUGCUUAUUCUUUCACACGAGGUGUGGUGCCUGGUGCUGCCUCUUCUUCCAUACAAGGUGUGGUGCCUGGUGCUGUUACCCAUACUACUCCAGACGUGGUGCCUGCAAGCCCUGACAACAAGGAGGACCAUAAGCCGAAUGGCGCGUCCCAAGAGCGUGUCAUGGAGAAGUUUGACAAACCUAAUCUUAACGUCGACAAGAAAGAGUUCCAGAAUGACAUGAAGAACCACGGCUUUAAGGGUCUGGCCGCUUCACGCUGGGCUUAAACUACUCUAAACUACCCUAAACUACCCUAAACUACUCUUUUACUAGAGCAAGUUCAUUCCUCCUAAUAAA
Molecule: messenger RNA, 878 nt
Organism: Daldinia vernicosa
Lineage: Eukaryota; Fungi; Ascomycota; Sordariomycetes; Xylariales; Hypoxylaceae
Exons: 3
Coding region: 218-808 (196 amino acids)
Source: RefSeq, a predicted model, not a curated record